AUGCAGGCUUUUCUUCACCGAAUGAUUCAACGUGCUGCUGCCAAAGAGGAUAAAAAUGUCACAGAAGAGACAGUUAAGAUGUUGUUUUCAAAUAUUGAAGAUAUUCUUGCAGUUCACAAAAACUUCCUGUCCCUGGUGGAGGAGUGUUUACAACCAGAACCUAAUGCACAUCAUGAAGUUGGAACCUGCUUUCUGAAUUAUAAAGAGAAAUUCCGUAUCUACGAUGAAUACUGUAGUAACCACGAGAAGGCACAGAAAGUUCUGCUUGACCUGAACAAAAUAAGAACAGUGCGGACUUUUCUUUUGAAUUGCAUGCUCCUUGGAGGACGCAAGAACACAGACGUACCAUUGGAAGGAUAUCUAGUAACGCCAAUACAGAGAAUAUGCAAGUAUCCCCUUCUUUUGAAGGAAUUACUGAAGCGGACUCCAAGGAAGCACAGUGACUAUGCGGCUCUAAUGGAAGCCCUCCAGGCCAUGAAGGCUGUCUGUUCCAACAUAAACGAAGCCAAAAGACAAAUGGAAAAAUUAGAGUUUUUGGAAGAAUGGCAGUCUCACGUUGAAGGAUGGGAGGGGUCUAACAUUACAGACACGUGCACAGAAAUGCUACGAAGUGGACUACUACUGAAAAUUUCAGCAGGAAAUAUCCAAGAGAGGAUAUUUUUCCUUUUUGAUAACCUCUUGGUCUACUGCAAAAAAAAGCACAGGCGAUUGAAGAACAGCAAAACAUCUACAGAUGGCCACCGUUACCUGUUUCGAGGCAGAAUAAACACAGAAGUGAUGGAAGUAGAGAAUGUAGAUGAUGGAACAGCUGACUACCACAGCAGUGGCCACACCGUCAUUAAUGGCUGGAAGAUCCACAACACGGCAAAGAAUAAGUGGUUUGUAUGCAUGGCAAAAACCCCUGAAGAGAAGCAAGAAUGGCUGGAAGCUAUUUUGAAAGAGCGAGAGAGAAGAAAAGGUUUAAAAUUGGGCAUGGAACAGGACACUUGGGUGAUGAUCUCUGAGCAAGGAGAAAGACUGUACAAAAUGAUGUGCAAACAAGGGAAUCUCAUCAAAGACAGGAAGAGGAAAUUAACCACUUUUCCCAAAUGCUUUCUUGGAAGUGAAUUUGUGUCCUGGCUGUUGGAAAUUGGAGAGAUACACAAAUCUGAAGAAGGUGUUCACCUUGGCCAAGCUUUAUUAGAGAAUGGCAUAAUCCAUCAUGUUACAGAUAAGCACCAAUUCAAACCUGAACACAUGCUGUAUAGAUUCCGAUAUGAUGAUGGAACAUACUACCCCAGAAAUGAGAUGCAGGAUGUGAUCUCUAAGGGUGUACGACUGUACUGUCGCCUUCACAGUCUGUUUACCCCAGUAAUUAGGGAUAAAGAUUAUCAUUUGAGAACCUACAAAUCUGUGGUUAUGGCUAACAAAUUCAUAGAUUGGUUGAUUGCACAGGGGGAUUGCCGGACGAGGGAGGAAGCUAUGAUAUUUGGUGUGGCUCUUUGUGACAAUGGGUUUAUGCAUCAUGUCUUAGAGAAAAGUGAAUUUAAAGAUGAACCAUUGCUGUUCCGUUUUUAUGCGGAUGAAGAAAUGGAAGGAUCAAAUAUGAAGCACAGACUCAUGAAACAUGAUCUGAAAGUAGUGGAAAAUGUCAUAGCCAAGUCAUUACUGAUUACAUCUAAUGAAGGCACCUAUGGUUUUGGUUUAGAAGAUAAAAAUAAGGUGCCUAUUAUUAAAGUGGUGGAGAAAGGAUCAAAUGCUGAGAUGGCAGGCUUGGAAGUUGGGAAGAAAAUCUUUGCCAUUAAUGGUGACCUGGUUUUUCUGAGACCCUUCAGUGAAGUGGAUUGCUUCCUGAAAGCCUGUUUAAACAGCAGAAAGCCCCUGCGGGUUCUUGUGAGCACUAAACCACGGGAGACAGUGAAGAUUCCUGACUCUGCAGAUGGGCUUGGAUUCCAAAUCCGGGGCUUUGGCCCAUCAGUUGUCCAUGCUGUUGGGAGAGGAACAGUGGCAGCUGCGGCAGGCCUCCAUCCUGGCCAGUGCAUAAUCAAAGUGAAUGGAAUUAAUGUCAGCAAAGAGACUCAUGCAAGUGUCAUUGCUCAUGUCACAGCGUGCAGGAAGUACAGGCGACCAAUGCAGCAAGAUUCUAUACAGUGGGUUUACAACAGCAUUGAAAGUGCACAGGAGGAUCUUCAGAAAACAAACACUAAACCCUCUGGAGAUGAUGGAGGCGAUGCCUUUGACUGCAAAGUGGAAGAGGUAAUUGACAAAUUUAACACCAUGGCAAUAAUUGAUGGGAAGAAAGAUCAUGUCAGUCUGACUGUUGACAAUGUUCACUUGGAGUAUGGAGUGGUUUAUGAGUAUGACAGCACAGCUGGAAUAAAGUGCCAUGUCUUGGAAAAAAUGAUUGAACCAAAGGGAUUUUUUAGCUUGACUGCAAAGAUUCUUGAAGCACUGGCAAAAAGUGAUGAACAUUUUGUGCAGAAUUGCAACAGCCUCAGUUCCUUAAAUGAAGUGAUCCCCACCGAGCUUCAAAGUAAAUUCAGUGUCAUUUGCAGUGAGAAAAUUGAGCAUAUUUACAGAAGAAUCUCUAGUUAUAAAAAGUUUUCAAGAGUAUUAAAAAACAGAGCUUGGCCUACCUUCAAACAAGCUAAGUCAAAGAUUUCACCACUUCACAGCAGUGAUUUCUGUCCAACCAAUUGCCAUAUCAAUGUGAUGGAAGUGUCUUACCCUAAGACCUCAACUUCCCUUGGUAGUGCCUUUGGUGUACAGUUAGACAGCAGAAAACAUUCUUCCCAUGAAAAGGAAAAUAAAAACACUGAUCAAGGUAAACUGAAUCCCAUGAUUUAUGUCCAGCAUACCAUUACUACUAUGGCUGCCCCUUCAGGACAGUCUCUUGGCCAGCAAGAGGGCCACGGUCUGAGGUACCUCUUAAAAGAAGAGGAUUUAGAAACACAAGAUGUCUAUCAAAAAUUGCUAUUGAAAUUACAAGCUGCACUGAAAGAGGUGGAAACAUGUGUCUGUCAAAUAGAUGACCUUCUUUCUUCAAUAACAUAUUCUCCCAAAUCAGAACGAAAAACGCCUGAGCCCUUAAUACCAGCAGACAGUGAUAAUGAAAAGGGUGAAAGGAAUGGGAAAAAAGUCUGUUUCAGUGUGACAGGUGAUGAACAGGAAGAUUCUGGUCACGAUACCAUCAGUAACAGGGAUUCUUACAGCGAUUGCAACAGCAAUAGGAACUCCAUUGCCUCUUUCACCAGCAUUUGUAGCAGUCAGUGCAGUUCUUAUUUUCACAGUGACGAAAUGGAUUCAGGCGAUGAGCUUCCCAUAAGUGUUCGAAUCUCCCAUGAUAAACAGGACAAGCUCCUUAGCUGCUUGGAGCAUCUUUUUGGCCAAGUUGAUUCAAUUGUCAGUCUUCUGAAAGGACCAGCUGUGAUGAGGGCCUUUGAACAGACAAAAUACUUUACACCAGGUCGAGGCCUCCAAGAAUUUCAGCAGGAAAUGGAACCAAAGCUUAACUGUCCAAAGAGGCUACGACUCCACAUCAAGCAAGACCCUUGGAACCUUCCCAGCAGUGUCCGGAGCCUUGCCCAGAAUAUCAGAAAAUUUGUUGAAGAGGUGAAGGCACGAAUACUGUUGGCACUUCUUGAGUAUACAGACAGCGAGAUACAGCUGAGGCGAGACAUGGUCUUCUGUCAGAGCCUGGUGGCCACAGUCUGUGCAUUUUCAGAGCAGCUAAUGGUGGCCUUAAAUCAGAUGUUUGACAACAACAAAGAAUAUGAAAUGGAGACACUGGAGGCCAGCAGGAGGUGGUUGGAACAGAUAGCCAGUGCAGGUCUUCUCCUUCAUUUCCAGUCCCUGCUCUCGCCAAACCUGACUGAUGAGCAAGCCAUGCUAGAAGAUACAUUGGUUGCAUUGUUUGACUUGGAAAAAGUUACUUUUUACUUCAGACAAUCAGAGCCAGAACCCUUAUUUGCGAAUGUACCAAUCACAUACCAAGCAGAAGGAAGCCGGCAAACACUGAAGGUUUACUUCUACCUUGAUAGUUACCAUUUUGAACAGCUUCCUCAAAGGCUGAAGAAUGGAGGGGGAUUUAAAAUCCAUCCAGUACUUUUUUCACAAGCACUGGAGAGCAUGGAAGGAUACUAUUACAGAGACAGUGUCUCAGUAGAAGAAUUUCAAGCUCAGAUUAAUGCAGCCUCACUAGAAAAAGUCAAGCAGUAUAACCAGAAACUACGGGCAUUCUACCUGGACAAGUCAAACUUGCCCCCAAAUUCAACAUCUAAAGCAGCUUAUAUAGAUAAGCUGAUGAGGCCUCUCAAUUGCUUGGAUGAACUUUACCGACUCAUAGGGUCCUUCAUCCGUUCCAAGCGCACCGCUGCCUGUGCAUACACUGCGUGCAGUGCUUCUGGAGUGGGAUUGCUUUCCGUGUCAUCCGAACUCUGUAGCAGGCUUGGAGCUUGUCACAUCAUUAUGUGCAACAGUGGAGUUCACCGCUGCACUCUGAGUGUUACCCUGGAGCAGGCCAUCAUCCUGGCUCGGAGCCACGGGCUACCUCCUCGCUACAUCAUGCAAGCUACGGAUGUCAUGCGCAAGCAGGGUGCGAGAGUACAAAACACAGCCAAGAAUUUAGGAGUGAGGGAUCGAACACCACAGUCUGUGCCAAGAUUAUACAAGCUAUGCCAGCCACCACCACCUGUUGGAGAAGAGUGAGGAGAACUGCUCCAGGAAACAAUCCAAUAAUGACCUUUAGGAUACUGGGACUGUAUGACAAAAAUCCAACUGUGCUAGAGCAGUAUGUCCCGAGGGCUUUGAUAAAUAAAUAAAAAAAAAAAGAAAACCAACCUUUUACUCAGGAUAAAGAAAGAAAUACCCUAAAUAUUCUCUAUUGGCAUUGAAGAAUGUCUUCCAAAAAACGUUUCUGAAAUCUGUGUACUCCAGCCUUACGCUAGUAGUUCAGGAAUCUUCCUUGGGAAUUUUACACUGGAAUCAGAUUAAUUUGAUGUAUCUUGUUCAUUAUAGGUAUAGCCAGCAGCUUGAAAACAAAUGUCUUUUUCAGAGGGAAUGCCUUCACUUGUACACUGUACAGAAUGCGUUCUUGUAGCAGGAAUAAAAGCGUACGUAAGCUAGGCUUGAUAAUGAGCAUGCACUUCAUAUGAGGAGGCCCUUUGCACUUGAUAAAGCUUUUUUUCCUGUCGCUGUCCUAAUUUCUCAGAACGUUCAUGUUACUGUUUCAAGGAUAUAAUGUGAGGUUUAAAGAUGGAAAACUUGUCUCAGAGUUGUGUUUAAUGGCUGCAGGCAAACUGCUGCUAUGAAUGUGUGCUUGUAAUCAGUAAGCUCAGCCUUAUCUGAAGCAGUGCAUUGUCACACUGGAAGGAGGACCUAUAUCACAUUAGGAAGAGUACCUGGAUAGCAUGUGAGGUGAAGUUCUGCCCUUUUUUAGUUGCCAUUAUAGUGAAGGAAAAGAAUAAGUCUGACCUUCACCCACUGUUAGGCUGAAUUUCAGACUCUGUCUAGUGGAUGUUUCACAUUUUUGCGUCUCUGCAUUUCAGAGUUUUCCAGAUUUGUGUAUAAUCUUCUAUAGCACUACACUAGCAAAUUUACAUAAGGCAGGGAUGAGUCAGUGUUGUUAUGUUUAACUGGAUAUGUCUGUGGUUUAAGUUGAAGCAUAGUUCGGGGUUUUGAUAUUUUAUGCUACCAUUUCCCAUAUUUGGUCAGAAUUGUUUUGUAAAGCAUUUCAGUUCUGUGGUGUGGUAGUUGUUAUAAAUUUAUUUUGAAUUUGUACUGCCUGUUUAGAGGUCCCAGGGAAAAUUUAUCUGCAUUUGGCUGUUCUUUUGGCCAAAGAAUUUUCAGAGAAAAUGCCCCAAAAUGAGGUUUGAAAUGUGAACACAUUAGAAGAAAAACUGUAUUCUGAAAUAGCUCUACUCGUAGCAGUAG
Empidonax traillii (willow flycatcher) is the source of this 5910-nucleotide messenger RNA. It is a transcript of the gene PREX2, whose product is annotated as phosphatidylinositol-3,4,5-trisphosphate dependent Rac exchange factor 2. The transcript has 39 exons. The record is from RefSeq and is a predicted model, not a curated record. The coding region runs from base 1 to 4686 and encodes 1561 amino acids. NCBI's taxonomy places the organism in Eukaryota, Metazoa, Chordata, Aves, Passeriformes, Tyrannidae. Gene Ontology annotation, molecular function: guanyl-nucleotide exchange factor activity; protein binding. Gene Ontology annotation, biological process: intracellular signal transduction.